Messenger RNA from Nothobranchius furzeri (turquoise killifish), 5254 nucleotides. Its product is annotated as endothelin receptor type B. Gene Ontology annotation, biological process: vasoconstriction; regulation of blood pressure; enteric nervous system development. Gene Ontology annotation, cellular component: plasma membrane. The record is from RefSeq and is a predicted model, not a curated record. NCBI's taxonomy places the organism in Eukaryota, Metazoa, Chordata, Actinopteri, Cyprinodontiformes, Nothobranchiidae. Gene Ontology annotation, molecular function: endothelin receptor activity.
UGAGGAGCUCAGAGGGAGUUGACAGAGGAGGGCGACCCUCAGCUGUGGAGUACGGACUAAAAGGUUUAACUACAAGGGAAAGAAAAGGUUUUACUAAAAACAAUUCACUUGUUGACAUUGCUGGACUUUGAUCAGAAAAGUUUGAUCUGCAACACAAAUUGCACAUACAAGCUUCAGCAGCUUCAAACCACCUCUUAGUGCGGCUACGUGUGACGAUGAGGUCCGUCGUGCUGCUGUGUCUCCUGGUGGUCCAGGAGGCUGGAGCUGCCAGGUUCGUCCGGGACUCCCAGAGCAUGCCUGAAGCUUCAGAACCAUCCAAGAGCAACGCAUCCAUCCCCUCUUCCCCUUCACAGCCCACUCGUCCACGGAGCCCUCCCCCCAUGUGUUUAAAGCCAACAGAGAUCAAGCACGCCUUCAAGUAUGUGAACACCAUCAUAUCCUGCCUGAUCUUUGUGGUGGGGAUCAUCGGCAACUCCACGCUGCUCAGGAUCAUUUACAGGAACAAGUGCAUGUGGAAUGGGCCCAAUGUUCUGAUUGGCAGCCUGGCGCUGGGAGACCUGCUUUAUAUCGUCAUCGCUAUUCCUAUUAAUGUGUAUAAGCUAAUUGCCGAGGACUGGCCGUUUGGAGUCUACAUCUGCAAGUUGAUGCCGUUUAUCCAGAAAGCCUCAGUAGGAAUCACUGUCCUCAGCCUGUGUGCUCUCAGCAUUGACCGCUACCAUGCAGUGACAUCAUGGAGCAGGGUGAAGGGGAUGGGGAUCCCUCUGUGGAAGGCGGUGGAGGUCACUCUGAUCUGGCUGGUUGCCGUGGUGCUGGCAGUCCCUGAGGCGCUGGCGUUUGAUAUGAUGGAGAUGUCGUACAGAGGAAGCAAGCUGCGUGUCUGCCUGCUGCAUCCGGUGCAGGCCACCAGCUUUCUGAAGUUCUAUCGGGAAUUCAAAGACUGGUGGCUGUUUGGUUUCUAUUUCUGCUUACCUCUGGCCUGCACGGGAAUCUUUUAUACACUUAUGACCUGUGAGAUGCUCAGUCGGAAAAAAGGAAUGCGCAUCGUGCUCAAUGACCACAUGAAGCAGCGGAGGGAAGUGGCGAAGACUGUGUUCUGCCUCGUGUUGAUUUUUGCUUUCUGCUGGCUGCCCCUUCAUCUCAGCCGUAUUCUGAAGAACACGGUCUACAACCAAAAUGACCCCAACCGCUGCGAGCUGCUCAGCUUCCUCUUGGUAAUAGAUUACAUUGGCAUCAACAUGGCCUCUCUAAACUCCUGCAUUAACCCGAUCGCCCUCUACUUUGUCAGCCAGAAGUUUAAGAACUGUUUCCAGUCUUGCCUGUGCUGCUGGUGCUAUGGCACGUCUCCUCUGGAUGAGCAGGGCUCAGGGGGACGCUGGAAGGGCUCUUGCCACGUGAACGGACUGGACCGCUCCAGCUCCCGCUCCAGUCAGAAAUACACAAGCUCUUCAUAAACACACACACACACACUCAUCAUCUCACUCGAACUAUGAAACUGAAAACCUAUGGUUAGAUCUGAGUCAGGAGGGGGAAAUUAGCCCAGGUGGAAGUCGAUGGAGCCGUGGUUUCUGCAGAAUAAGACUCAGUGAUGUACUAGUUUAAGCUGAAUUACCUACAAAUGCGAUGAUGCUUCAUGUGGCACCAACAAGGUCCAUUGGACUAAAAGGCUGGACCACAAAAUAUUUUGAAGAGAAUAUCAAGCCACUUGUAAAUGUAUGUACAAUUUAUUUACAUGUAGAUUGCAAAUGUGUGCUUGUGUCUAGCGAUAGCGCUUUGUUUAUGAAUAAGGACUGACCAGUACUUCCUGCCUACGCUUUAAUACCUCACAGGAAACGCUCAAGAGAAAAUGAGUCCUUCAGGAUGCAAAGGACCGGAAUAUUUGAGCGUCUAUUCUCCGAUAACACUUUUCCCCAGCAGCUGAGUCUUUGACAAAGACAUUUAUCCAGUUUGCACUUGAAGCUAAACUGAAAUGGUCACUUCAUACCAGAUUAAAAUGGGCCCCACUCUGUACCUUUCAGUCAUGUGGAGAGUUGCACGUUGGAAAUCUUUUUAUCGCUGCUUCGAGUCAUAUGGGAGCAGCUGUUUUCCACAAACACUGUAAUAAACCAGAUGAUCCCCAUAAUGCAUUAUGUUCACAGUUGUUUCAAACAAUGUGGCUUCUAUUUUUCUAAGAGCAUCACAAAGAACACAUGAGGAACUUGUGUAACCCGUCAACCCGAAGUGUGCUAACUUCCUGCUUCUGUUAGAAAGGAUCUGCUUGCAAGAAAUAAACUUUAAAUUACAUAUAAAUAAACAUUUUAAACCUGCUAUUUAAAGAGUGAGUCACUCCCAAAUUAACUUUUUUUUUACUGAUAAACUAUAUAAAUGAGUGCUGUAGACACGUGUAGUCAAAAAUUUGGCACUUUAGUGCAUCUUAGUUAAAAUUAUAAUAUUCUGCCUGAAACUGUCAGUGUUGCGCCCUCUUCAGGUAAAAACUCUGCACUACAUUUUCAUUUAAAUCUGCCAUCACUAUUGGCUAAGAGGUACCCUAUGACAUUAGCUGGUACCAUAUGAUGUCACAAUGCCACUGUGAGCUUGUGUAUGUCUACCAGGCUACGCCUCCCUGUGGCAUGUUUUUCAAACAGGAAAUGGGAGUGAAGUCAGACUCUGGUAGGGGGUGACUUGCUCUUUAAAUUUCAAAAAGAAUAUGACUGCAUUCAACUUUGGUUAUAUAGUUAUUUUGCAUCCUAGUCAGGCUCCAGCUUCUACGUGACUCUGUUGGGUAAAACCAGUAGAUCAGAGGUCAGCAAAUCCAGUUGUUGGGGAAAAGAAAUAUCCAUCUAACGCUGAAGGAUCAUUUAUGUUUCAGAUGCACAAAUAUAGGCUAAAGAGGGGUUACCGACACAUCUAUGUUCUACACCUGCUUGAUCUAGUUCAAGGUUGUGUGGAGCUGGUAUGUAUCUCCAGUGGUCAAUGGGCGAGAGGCAGGGUUACACACCGUAGACCUCUCAAACAUUUUUUCAAUGUCAUGUGAGGUGAUUUGACCAUAUGCUCCCUUGAGAAUCUUCUCCAGGGGCUAGUUCAAUAAAACAUUCAUCUGUACAGUCAAGCUGCUCCCACUAGAGCUCCACAGGGUUCAGAUCCAGAAACUGCAUUAGGCAAAGUAAUAUUCCAUCUGGUUUCUUUUGUUAUUUUAAAUAUGGCCAAAACCAUUUUGUAGCUGUGUUUUGGGUGAACAUGAAAUUAGACUAAAUCAAAUCACCACAGGGCAUUGCAAAAACCUGUGAUAGCCAAAGCAUCGGCCCUCAUGCAGGACACACACAGAGGACUGACUAUUGCUGAUUAUAGGCCAUAAAUUAUUAAGUUAAAUGAUUCACUUGUGUAGCACCUUUCUGAUCAAAGGAACCCAAAGUCCCUUAAACUACCGUGAAUUAUUCAUCCAUCCACACACAAACGCAUUCACACACUGAUUGUGAUGAGACACUUACAGAUAAAGCUAUGUAUAAAGGUGGGGUACGAGAUGUUUUUCAUGGGCGUCUUUUGCCAUAUUGGUCGAAAUACUCCACGUGUCGAUGGCAACCAAUAAAAUUAAUGUUUUGUCAAAAAAUGAGAGAUCGUAGUUGCCUUAUCCAACCAUUGUGAAUGUCCCGUUCUAAAUGACUGGAUCCAAAUCCAUUCAUCAAACUGCUUUCUGACUGGCCCUCCACACUCUGGACAUACCCCUCAAUGUGCACGAAUUGCACUAUCUCACCUUGGAGCAGCUCAACAGGAAGAGAAGUCAGAGCCAGGCUAGCUAUAUUGGCUAGCUUACGGAAUUGUUAUAUGGUUACGUAGCCUCAGCAGAAGUAGCAGAGUGGGUUUCCAGUGUAAUAAGCCCAGUCCUCCCCACUUGAUUUCUUCUCUACGUCCCCAGGACUUCUCUCUCUCUUACUCUUUUAGUAGGGACACGGUCCGGAGAACUACUGACUGUCACCAGAUGAGUCCGUGAUAAGCUUGGAGGUUCAAUAGCUGUUACAUAGGUGUGAUACAUAAGCACUUAAGACAGGAGAGAUCCCAACAACAGGUUAAAAAGUUAAGAAAACGUCAUGUUUUUAUGAUUGUUUGACAGCACCCGUUGUGUCAGCAUGCUUCCGUAUUCUGGAGGCACAGGUUGGGGUGGGGGGUGAAGAAAAGGGGUGGGACCAUUGAACUGUGUUUUUUCAAAAUGUAGCUGCCUCAGACAUCUUUUCCCGGGAACAUCUACCCUACCUUUAACAGUCUUUGGCUCGAAUAUCGACUACUCAACAUAUGAACACAGUGUAAGGUCAACCAAUGUGUCUAGAAUGGUCCACAAGGGUCUUCUCCACAUUACGGUGAUUAUACUGAGCCUUUCUUCAUGCUUCCUCUUGUCUUUUGACCAUGAUGCCCUUUUCCAGUGAUUGUUCUUUUGCAUGAUGCAACCAAAAAAGGCAAGAAUUAGCUUGGUGACCACUGACUGAAGUGUCACGUCCGUCUUCAUUUGUUCCAUAGAGCAUCCUUCUCAAGCAAAAAUUUAGAUCUUUCGUUUAAAAAUAAUCUGAUUAAUUUUAAUUGCUAUGAAAUGGGUAAAUUUGUUUUUGAGCUGCAUGAAAAUGUGAUUUCCUUUGGAAAACAACAUUUCUAAGUGAUCCCUUUGGAGUGAUUGUGUGGAUGAAAUGCUUACAGAAUAUUUGCUGCAAUAAGCAGCAAAAGAAUGUAAAAGCAAAACGACAAAUUUCAUUUUUCAAACUUUUCAAAGAAUGUCAGUUCCGAAUAACUAGAUCAUGUAUGUGUAAUGAAAAUACUUUAAAGGAAACAUAUUUAUCCUGACUUUGUUCCUGUUUGGAUCAGCAAUCAUGAUAAUUACUAGAUGUCUGAACCCUGAGUUAAAGUUCGAAUAAUUAACUAUCAUCCUGAGGACUCUGGUUCUAAAAGACGCCACUUAUUAAUACAAUAAGUUGGAAAUGCCCGCUCUAUUUUUAUAAAUCUAUAGUUCUGACAUGAUAUCUCCUUUUGCAAUGCUGUGAUUGUGCUCUUAUUGUAAUAAAGCAGGAGGAGAAUUAUGAGAAUUCCCACAUUUUGCUUUUACCUUCAUCUGCUAAGGAGGCUCAGAGCAGCAUUUUCCAUGUUUCCAUAGAUGAGCUAACACGUUAAAGAGGUUUUGCAAAAAUGUAAGGCUGGAGAACCAAAUAUAUGUGAAUAUUGUGGCCCUGUUGAUUGAAACCUUGUAUAUAGUAUGUUUUUUCUUAGAUUAUACAAUAUUAAAUAUUAUUUUAUAGCA